AUGGAAGUCGCCGGCGGCAAACGAAAGCGCGCGGCCUCCUCCGAUGCAGGCGCAGGUGACGGCACGGACUGCCUGAGCAACCUUCCGGACUGCCUCCUCCACGGCAUCCUCUCGCAGCUCCGGUCCCGGCAGGCCGUGCAGACGUGCGCCCUGUCGCGGCGGUGGCGCCAGCUCUGGCGCGCCGUCCCCUGCGUCGACAUCGACGCCGCGGACUUCCUGGUCCAAGUCGAUGGGAAUCCCACGAUUGUUGUCUCCGAUCCAUCGGAUCACGAGACUGAGGCGGCGCUGGCCAGGCUGGAGGAUUUCGCCGACAGUCUGCUGUCCCACCGCAGCCUCUCCGCCGCCUUCAUGCCGGGGUCGGCGUUGGACACCCUGCGCCUGCGCAUCCAUCGCCAGGAUACAGGAGGCCCACGCAGCAGCACCGGCACGGCGAUGCUCAGCAGGUGGAUUCGCCGCGGCCUGAGGCUGUCGCCGGCGGAGCUCGACGUGACCGUCGACGGCGGCCCGAUCAAGCUACCCUCCCUCUUCUCCUCUGCUGGCGGCCGCCGCAUCACCAAGCUCCGCCUUGACAACGUGCUCCUCCACAGGGACGCCGAGGGCCUCCUCGGCUCUGGCGGGCUCCCCGCCCUUGAGGACCUGGAGCUCAGUAACGUCGUCCUCCUGCCCGGGGUGUCGGUGAUCGCGUCGGACACGCUCAGGACCCUCACCGUCGUCGACGCGUCCCGGCAAAGUGGACUAAGGCGCAGGAGCAUCAUCCGCAUCGUCGCACCUCGCCUGGCAUCGCUGAGGCUCGAGUUCCGGCUCGCCCGCCUCACCACGGUUAGUUUCACCGUAGACGAGGCAUCAUCCUCCUGUCUCGCCCACGCAUCCCUCCGCGUACUGGACAUCGGCGAGCCUCGGCAAGACGACGACGACCACGACGACGACAGCGACGGCGAUGAUUCUGGCGGCGACGAACUACAAUGUCGCCGCGACCGAGCUUCUGCAGGCGGUGCUGGAUGA
This is a messenger RNA of Aegilops tauschii subsp. strangulata, 1002 nucleotides long. Its product is annotated as MEIOTIC F-BOX protein MOF-like. NCBI's taxonomy places the organism in Eukaryota, Viridiplantae, Streptophyta, Magnoliopsida, Poales, Poaceae. Gene Ontology annotation, molecular function: protein binding. The record is from RefSeq and is a predicted model, not a curated record.